CCAGAAGUCUCCAGUCCUCUCAGAUUCAACUAUCUAUCCAUCCAUCCUUCCCAGUUGUCAUUCUCCCUUUCACAAUGAAGACCGCUGCUCUCCUCUCUCUGGCCUCGGCCGCUUCGGCCCACUACGUCUUCCCCUCCGUCUCGAUCGGCGGCCAGUCCGCCUCCAACUGGGAAGUCGUCCGGCAGACGGCCAACUUCCAGAGCACCGGCCCCGUCGAGAACGUCUCCAGCCCCCAGAUUAAAUGCUACGAGCUCAACGGCUCGGGUCCCUGGUCCGAUACCGGCGUCCUCAACGUCCAGGCCGGCGCCUCCGUCUCCUUCACCUCCUCCCCGCCCAUCUUCCACGAGGGCCCGGCCCUGGCCUACCUCGCCAAGGUCCCCGCGGGCACCGACGUCACCCAGUGGGAUGGCUCCGGCGCCGUCUGGUUCAAGAUCUGGCAGGAUGAGCCCACCAUCACCUCCAGCAGCAUCACCUUCCCUACCAUGAACUCCGCUUCCAUCGACUUUAGCCUGCCGUCGUGCCUCGAGAACGGCCAGUACCUCCUCCGUGUUGAGCACAUUGCUCUCCACGUCGCCGGUGCUCCUCAGUUCUACCUCUCCUGCGCCCAGAUCAACGUCUCCGGCGGCUCGGGCGGCUACAGCCCCGCUGGCAUGCUGAGCUUCCCCGGCGCCUACAGCGCCAACGACCCCGGCCUGACCGCCAACAUCUACUGGCCCAUCCCCACCUCUUACACUGCCCCUGGUGGUCCCGUCGGCUCUUGCUAAGAAGCCGGGCCGGACUGAUCAUUGCGACGACGCUGGCAAUUUGGGGGAAUACGAUUUUCGAUGGCUAAUGACACGACCAUUCUCUGGAGGAAACCGUUUUGCAAGCUCCGCAGACACAUUGACUGACGUUCGUGGACUUGCGAGAAAUAGGAGGACGGGUUGAUGACCGUGGCCUUCACUUCACAUACCAUCUUCAUUUCUUAGGUGUUCGGCUUGAUCACUCUAUCGGGCUCCUAAAGCGUCCAUAACCAAACUAUAUAUGUACAUAUUCUCACGUAAAUAU
Messenger RNA from Sodiomyces alkalinus F11, 1047 nucleotides. Its product is annotated as endoglucanase II. NCBI's taxonomy places the organism in Eukaryota, Fungi, Ascomycota, Sordariomycetes, Glomerellales, Plectosphaerellaceae. The record is from RefSeq and is a predicted model, not a curated record. Bases 75 to 764 code for a protein of 229 amino acids. The transcript has 5 exons.